Molecule: messenger RNA, 1353 nt
Organism: Oncorhynchus mykiss (rainbow trout)
Lineage: Eukaryota; Metazoa; Chordata; Actinopteri; Salmoniformes; Salmonidae
Source: RefSeq, a predicted model, not a curated record
AUGGAGAACUCAACGCAAGUUGAGUUCUUUUAUCUAUGUGGCUUACAAGAGACAUUUAACAACAAAUCAGUCUAUUUUACCUUGUCUCUUAUCACAUACCUUCUCAUCAUCACUGGGAAUCUGACUCUGAUCAUAACAAUCAUUCAGGAGAAAGGCCUCCAUGAGCCCAUGUACAUCUUUCUGUGUAGUCUAUGUGUCAAUGGAUUGUACGGAACCACUGGUUUCUACCCCAAGUUCUUAUUGGACCUUCAGUCAGAUGUUCAGGUGAUAUCUUAUGGUGGAUGUUUGACUCAGGCCUAUGUAAUAUACACAUCUAUCAUGUGUGAAGUUUCAAUUCUAACAGUGAUGUCUUACGACAGGUAUGUGGCAAUAUCCAGACCAUUACUCUACCAUACCAUUGUGACAUCUUUAACUGUUAGAAAGUUACUCUUAUUGUCUUGGUGUUAUCCUUUAUUUAUAGCACUCAUAACAGUUAUUUUAACUGUCAGAGUUCCUUUGUGUGGAUCUCGCAUUGAUAAAAUCUUCUGUGACAAUCCGUCUAUAUUGAAGCAUUCAUGUUCACCCAUAACCAUCAAUCAUAUUUUGAGCUAUUGUAUAAUAGUGCUUCAUGUUUUACAGAUACUUUUCAUUGCCUUUUCUUACUGUCAGAUUGUAAGGACUUGUGUAAAGUCAGCUGAGGGAAGGAUUAAGUUCACACAGACAUGUGUGCCACAUUUAUUGACAAUGGUUAUUUUCAUCACAGUGACCCUAUUUGACAUUUUGCAAGGGUGGAAUAGUGAUGUUAAUAUUACACUAAAUAUGCGUAAUGCAAUGGGUGUACAAUUCCUUGUUAUACCACCUGUCUUAAACCCUGUCAUAUAUGGACUUAAUCUCCAGCAGAUUCGAAGUGCAGUUUUUAAAAUGUCCCACUGCUGUACUCCUUGUUCGCCUAUGAAUGUAUGGCAAAGCACCAGCUCCAUCACCAAGUUUGCUGACGACAACCCUGGAGGAGGACACACCCCGAUCCACAUCGACGGGACUGAAGUGGAAAAAGUCAGCAGCUUCAGGUUCCCCAGCGUCCACAUCACUGAGAACCUCACAUGGACCGACAACACCACCGCCCUGGUCAAGAAGGUGCAACAGCGCCUCUACUUUCUCAGGUGGCUGAAUAAUUUAGGCAUUCCCCCUCGGGUCCUCUACAAAUUCUAUCGCAGCACCAUCGAGAGCGUCCUGACCCUCUGCAUCACGGCCUGUUACGGAAAUUGCUCCGUUUACGACCUCAAAGCCCUUCAGCGGGUACCGGAGCAUCGGGUCCCGGCCUCCAGGCUCAUAGACAGUUUUUACCCGCAAGCCAUCAGACUACUGAACUCUUGA